AAAGACUUCAGACUCACUCUCCCUCCUCUUUCUCCGCUCACUCUCUCUCCUCCUUCCUCUGAUUACUACAUAGACUCAAUCCUUUACAUCUUAUCUUAUUCUCUACUUGUCUCUAUACAUCGUCUUCUUCGCUUCUCUUGUUUUGAUUUUUAUGGACAAAGGAGGGAGACUCUCCAUUGAUUCUGAUCCAAUUGGGUUCUUUGUCACUAAACCAACUCCCAUCAAUCCCUUCUUGAAGCCCAAUUACACCAUGGACGACUCUCCCAACAACCGUUUCUCUGGUAUUGGAUUCCCCGUCAACCUCAACUGCAGAGAUGAUCAAGCAGCAGCUCCGGUGCCAACCUACGAUAGGCGGACCGUCGUUGAUGAGAUGGACUUCUUUUCCGAUAGGAAUCGGUCACAAGAUUAUGAUGCUAAGGCUUCCACCGUCAAUGUCAAGGAAGAGGACUCUCAUGGUGCCGCCGCCCCUCGCUUCGGUUUAGAUGUAAAUACUGGUCUGCACCUUGUAACUGGAAACACCGGUAGUGACCAAUCGACGGUGGAUGACAGAAUAUCUUCAAAUGCAGAAGAAAAUAAACUAGCCAAGAAUGAGCUAGUAGUCUUGCAAGCGGAGCUGAAUCGGAUGAACGAAGAGAACCAACGACUUCGAGGGAUGGUGAGUCAAGUAAGCAACAACUACAACACCUUACAGAUGCAUCUCUUCACACUAAUGCAACAACAGCAGAAACACAAACCUGAGACCAGUCAAGAACACGAGAUAUUAGAUGGGAAACUGGAAGAGAAGAAACAUGAGGGCUGUGGUGGUGGAGAAGGAGGUGGAGGAGGAGGAGGAUUCAUGGUGCCUGGACAACAGUUCAUGGAUUUGGGGCCAUCAGGCAUAGUUGAAACAGAUGAGCCAUCUCAGUCUUCGUCUGAAGGUCACAGCCAUGACCGUUCUGGGUCACCGCAUAACAAUUUGGAGGUGGCAUCUAAGGAAUACAGAUUGCAGAAGAACAGUGAGAUUGUCCCGUUUGACCAACAAGAGAAGAGUGAGUUCGGAGAAGGAAGAAGUGUUGGUAGGGAAGAUAGCCCAGACCAGGCUUCGCAGGGAUGGGUACCCAACAAGGUCCCCAAAUUGAAUCCCUCCAAGAACGUCGAUCAGUCUACAACAGAAGCUACCAUGAGGAAAGCCCGCGUCUCAGUUCGUGCUCGAUCAGAAGCACCCAUGAUCACUGAUGGAUGCCAAUGGCGAAAGUAUGGGCAGAAGAUGGCAAAAGGGAAUCCUUGCCCUCGAGCUUACUAUCGCUGCACCAUGGCUGCUGGUUGCCCCGUUCGGAAGCAAGUCCAGAGAUGUGCAGAAGAUAGAUCGAUCCUCAUAACAACCUACGAGGGAACACAUAACCACCCACUCCCUCCUGCAGCCAUGGCAAUGGCGUCGACCACAUCGGCAGCCGCCUGUAUGUUGCUGUCAGGGUCGAUGUCGAGCGCCGAUGGGUUAAUGAACUCGAAUUUUCUUGCGAGGACAUUACUGCCAUGCUCGUCUAGCAUGGCCACCAUCUCAGCUUCGGCACCUUUCCCAACUGUGACAUUGGACUUAACCAACUCACCCAACCCUUUACAGUUCCAAAGGCCACCCACACAGUUCCAUGUCCCCUUCCCUGGUGGCCCAGCAGUAGCCAACAACUUUGGUGCUGCACCGCAACAUCCCCUCGCUCAGUUGUUUGGCCAAAACCUCUACAACCAAUCGAAAUUCUCCGGUCUUCAAGUCUCUCAGGAUGUCGAUCCCUCCAAGUUUGCCCAUCAGCAACACUCUCAACAGCCACCUCAAGCAGCACAGCCUUCGCUUGCCGAUGCAGUGAGUGCCGCCACUGCCGCCAUCACGGCCGACCCAAACUUCACCGCCGCUCUAGCAGCGGCCAUCUCGUCUAUCAUCGGUGGUGCUCACCAAAGCAAUAGCAACAACAACAAUGACAACAGUAACAAUAAUAACAACGACAGCAACAAUAACACUGUUAGCGGCAACGCCCCCAUCACCAACCAACAGCAAUAGCAAUAAACUCACCAAUUCUAAUUUUUCAGGGAAUUGAGUUUUUUUUUUUUUUUUUUUUCCACAUCUUCUGCUGCUUCAAAUUUAUUUUUUUUAAUGUUUUCUUCAAUUUUCGGUAGAAAAAGGAAAAGAAGAGAUUAAUUAUACAGGUUUCUUGGGUGGGUUAUUGGUAAAGAUAAAAUACAAUCUCAUUCUUUAUGGUGAUUUCAAAUUGAA
Molecule: messenger RNA, 2242 nt
Organism: Macadamia integrifolia
Lineage: Eukaryota; Viridiplantae; Streptophyta; Magnoliopsida; Proteales; Proteaceae
Product: probable WRKY transcription factor 31
Exons: 6
Coding region: 152-2029 (625 amino acids)
Biological process (GO): regulation of DNA-templated transcription
Molecular function (GO): sequence-specific DNA binding; DNA-binding transcription factor activity
Source: RefSeq, a predicted model, not a curated record